AUGUCUCUGCUGGGAAGCCAAGGCAUUGUCUCGGCCACCGAGGCCCUCCUGGUGGCUGCCGUGUCCUUCCUGGUGUUCCUGCUCAUCCAGUCCCUCCGGCAGCACGUGCCCAAGGGGCUGCAGAGCCCCCCCGGCCCCAGGGGCAUCCCCAUCCUCGGCAACGUGCUGGAGCUGAGGAAGGAGCCGCACGUGGCGCUGGCGCGGCUGAGCCGGCAGUAUGGAGACGUGAUGGAGGUGCGCAUCGGCACCCGGCCCGUGCUGGUGCUGAGUGGGCUGGACACCGUCAAGCAAGCCCUGGUGAAGCAAGGAGAAGACUUCAUGGGCCGCCCCGACCUCCACAGCUUCCAAUACAUCUCGGAUGGGCAGAGCCUGACCUUCAGCUCCGACUCGGGGGAGGUGUGGAAAGCCCGCAGGAAGCUGGCCCAGAACGCCCUCAAGACCUUCUCCAUCGCCCCCAGCCCCACGGGCUCGUCCAGCUGCCUCCUGGAGGAGCACGUCUCCAAGGAGGCCGAGUACCUGGUCACCAAGUUCCUGCAGCUCAUGGAG
Messenger RNA from Nestor notabilis (Kea), 546 nucleotides. RefSeq names its product cytochrome P450 1A5-like. Gene Ontology annotation, cellular component: intracellular membrane-bounded organelle. The annotation marks the transcript as partial. Lineage: Eukaryota; Metazoa; Chordata; Aves; Psittaciformes; Psittacidae. The transcript has a single exon. Gene Ontology annotation, molecular function: monooxygenase activity; heme binding; oxidoreductase activity, acting on paired donors, with incorporation or reduction of molecular oxygen. The record is from RefSeq and is a predicted model, not a curated record.